Molecule: messenger RNA, 1062 nt
Organism: Malus domestica (apple)
Lineage: Eukaryota; Viridiplantae; Streptophyta; Magnoliopsida; Rosales; Rosaceae
Source: RefSeq, a predicted model, not a curated record
AUGUGGGGAGGAAAAGGCUCAGCAAAGAGACUGGAGCGUCAAAUGAAAUGGGGAACUAGUAAAAGGAAUAAGAGUCAGACCCAUUCUGGGUCUCCAGACGCUCUCUCUUCCUUUCCAGACGCACUUUUGCUCUCUCGUCUGAAUCCCAAGUUCGUCAUCUCGAAUUCUUCUUCUUCCUGUGAAUCCCAGUUCGUCUUUUCAUUUUUCUUGUUCUUCCCAGCUCCCGUUUCACUCGGCUCUCUUGCAGCCGCAACGCAACCCUACGGACAACUGGUUUUAAUCAGCUGGUGUGGUUUUCUUCUGUUGCUCCUGACUUUUAGGCUUUCUUCUGUUGCUCCUGGUGUGGCUCUUUCGAAUGGGAAGCCUACUGUUGUCGAGUUCUAUGCUGAUUGGUGUGAAUUAUGCAAGGAAUUAGCUCCAGAUGUCGGUAAAGUUGAGCAGCAGUACAAGGAUCGUGUAAAUUUUGUUAUGCUGAAUGUUGACAACACAAAGUGGGAACAAGAGCUUGAUGAGUUUGGUGUUGAGGGUAUUCCACACUUUGCAUUCCUAGAUAAAGCGGGAAAUGAAGAGGGCAACGUAGUAGGCAGGCUUCCAGAAAAGUACCUGCUUGAGAAUGUGGAUGCUCUUGCCCGUGGAGAAGCCUCCAUACCUCAUGCUCAUGUAGUGGGGCAGUUUUCAAGUGCUGAAGCCAGAAAGGUUCACCAAGUUCCUGAUCCAAGAAGUCACGGAUAGGUGCUCACUAAUUUUGGAGAAGAACCCCUCAUGUUUCUUGGAUAAAGUAACCGCAAUUGACAUUGGAAAACAACAACAAAAUAUUUUGUUAAAAGCAGCAUGCAUAUCUUUUGUUAAAAGCUGCAACAUAUAUAUAUUUUGGGUACUUGGUUGCUUCUUACUGAAAGCAAAGCAACAUCAUGCAUAUAUAUUGGCUAUCUGGAUAAACUGUUUCUUACUGAAACCAACUUGCAUUUGUAUAUUUUGUGAAAUUGGAUAUGUGUUUGUAUUAAUCUAUAUAACCUAACGACCGUGGUUGUGUUUUGAAUCUAUUUUUAUGUUAUUGGAAAA